This is a messenger RNA of Aspergillus piperis CBS 112811, 2042 nucleotides long. Its product is annotated as putative carboxylesterase. NCBI's taxonomy places the organism in Eukaryota, Fungi, Ascomycota, Eurotiomycetes, Eurotiales, Aspergillaceae. The transcript has 5 exons. The record is from RefSeq and is a predicted model, not a curated record. Bases 289 to 1896 code for a protein of 535 amino acids.
GAACCAUGCCUUAUGUUGAGCGCAGCAAAAGCGACGCAACACCCACGAGUCUGGAUUAAGUCGCUUAGCAGCUGCAGCGUCGGCCCGAGUGUCAACAGAGCCGGGGGCAGGGUGAUAACAAAAAGGGUCAAGAUGGACAUGGGGAUCCCCGCAUAUCCGCACGGGGGGAUUUCCGAGGGGUUGCUAUAUCCUUAACUCCGGACUGCCAUCAAUUCAAGUCAAUACUAUUCCUCUCCACAAUCACAUUCCCCUUCCCCCCCUCCUCUCUCAUUCUUCAUAAAUCACACAAUGUCAAACAUAGUCCAGACCACUACACACCUUGGUGAAAUUCGCGGAAAAACCACGAAUGGUGUCUCCCAAUUCUUGGGAAUCAAGUACGCCACCUUGAAGAAUAGACUUGCAGAUGCCGAACUAGUCGAAAGGCGCGAUGGAGGCGUUCUUGAUGCAACUAAAGAUGGGCCCACCGCGAUAUCACCUCUAGCUGGUUGUGACUUGGAACUCAGCGCGAUUCAACACACCCUACCCAAGAAGGAACUCACCCAGUCAGAUGUGGACUGUCUGAACCUAAAUAUUGCUAUCCCUGCAGACACAUCUGCGCAUUCGAAACUUCCCGUGUUUGUCUUCAUCCAUGGCGGUGGUCUUGCGAUUGGGGCGAAUUCCUGGCCUCAGUUUGACUACGAGCGUUUCGUCAAGUUGUCCAUUGACAAUGAACUACCAAUUGUUGCGGUAUCAAUCAACUAUCGUUUAGGACCAUUUGGAUUUUUUACCUCCGAUGAACUGCGCAACGCUGGGUAUAAAGCUAACAAUGGGCUUCGGGAUCAGAGGGUGGCUUUAGAAUGGGUACGCAGGCACAUUGUGGACUUUGGAGGGGAUCCCGAGAACAUCACUGUUGCUGGGAUGAGUGCUGGAGCAGCCUCUGUCACAUUCCAUCUCGACUCCGAAACACCGCUAUUCAAACGCGCUAUCUUGAUGAGCGGCUCUCGGUUCUUUGUCCAGGCUCUGCCAUACGACGCGCACGAGGGCAACUAUCAACACGCGAUGUCGGCACUUGGAUUGCAAAAUGCUACGUCGGACGAAAGGAUCAAGGCCCUUUUGGAAACACCGGGCCAAGAUCUGCUUGCUAAACUUCCUCCAUCUGUCUUAACUGCUCCUGCGGUUGAUGGAGAUAUGGUUCCGUCUGCCGUAACAUAUGCGCAGGUAGCUGAUCAGACAAGCGAUAUCCCCAAGGGAAAACAGUGGUGUCGCGAUUUAUUGAUUGGUGAUGCCCAAUAUGAUAUCAACAUUCUCGCUAUCCUACUGCCUCAUUUGAAGAACGCAUGUGCAGGGCGAUUUGCGAAAGCCGUUCACUCCGUCUUUCCCACCAAGCAAGAACUAGCGACACAGAUACUGGCGAGAUACGGGUUGACUGCCGAAACUACGGACGAUGAGGCUUUCCCUGCGGUUCUCAACUACCUUAACGAUAUCUUCAUAUUGGCGCCAACGCUGACAUACACGCGUGGGUGGAAAGGGCAUACCAAUGUCUACUACUUCAACGAGGGAAAUCCUUGGGAUGGACCUUGGAAGAGCAAGGCUGGCCACAUAUUGGAUGUCGCUUACCUGUUCCAGAAUUUUAGAGAGUUUUUGACUCCUCCGCAGCAGAAGAUAGCAGCUGUGUUCGCAGUUGAUUUCUUCAAGUUUUGCCAUGGCAUUAGACCAUGGCCUGCCGUGAUAGACGGCGACAUCGAGAAAGGAUUUACGGCGCGAGUCUACGGGCCCUCCUCUGAGGGAGAGACAGUUGCACAAGUAGCUCAAGCCUUUGGUGACCACACCCGACGAAGGCCGGCUUUAUUCGAUCUAUCUGACGGAACGUCCUUGGAUGAAAUGGCAAGGGUCGCUGCCGUAUUUAUGAGAAGUUAGUACUGCAAGAUUUGAAUGUAUGAGACGUGUAACUUGCAAAGGAAAGACCAAGGUUGCGACUUCCUUAUUGAACGGGAGGAACGCCUAGACUGCAAUCAUUAUCUUUGUCUCAACAGACCAACUCUUCUACUUUUUUUUCCGCACAC